GGAAAAGAGAAAUAUUACAAAAUACCUAAAAAAAAUUUCAGCCCUUCGUAUCUCUCUGACCCUCUCCGAGGGAAAACAAGAGAGAGAAAAACACGUAGUAGAAUCUGGUCCUUGUGUGGACGAAGGAUUCAGGGACGAACACGAUGCUCAUUGCAAUUCCCUCUUAAUACUCUCUCUAUCUUUUGGCUUCAAAUCUCUUCUCCAGCGUUGAAAUUUCAUCCCAGAGAAGAGUUGGAGCUGUUGUUUCUUCAAUGGCCAUGUCUGAACCUUCACCCAGUUUGUCCCUGGAUUCUCUCGGCGACAUCGAUGACUACAUUUGGGCCAAUGAAGGAGAGGGUUCAUUGCCAUGGGACAUGUUCAGGGAUGUUUUUGAAUUUGUACAAAAUGGGAAUCAAGCAUUUAAAAACAAUCACUUUGAAGAGGCAAUCAAGUAUUACUCAAGAGCUAAUAACAUCAAGCCAGGUGAUCCAGUUAUUCUCAACAAUAGAAGUGCUGCUUAUAUCAGGAUUAGUCAGUUCCUGAAAGACAGACCACCAGCCGCUUCUGAAUAUCGACCAUUAAAUGGGUUGGAUCCUACAGUACAUGCUGAGCUUGCACUAAAAGAUGCUGAGAAGCUGAUGGACCUACGCGGUAAAUCAGUGAAACCAUAUAUUCUGAAGGCUAAUGCUCUCAUACUCCUAGAAAAAUAUGCCAUGGCAAAGGAUAUUAUUCUUUCUGGCCUUCAAAUUGACCCUCUAAGCAAUCCUCUUCAGGCUUCUCUUCAGAGAUUGGAGAGAAUAGCUGCUACUGUGAUGGGAAAAGGACUCCAUGGGCUACCCGAUCGUAGUGAUGACUUUGAUUGCACCCUUUGUCUUAAGCUUCUUUAUGAACCCAUCACCACUCCUUGUGGGCAUUCUUUCUGCCGUUCCUGCUUAUUUCAGUCUAUGGAUCGUGGUAAUAAAUGUCCCUUGUGCAGAACAGUUCUUUUUAUCAGUUCAAGAACAUGUUCGAUCAGUGUUACACUGAGCAACAUUAUACAGAAGAACUUUCCAGAGGAAUAUGCUGAAAGAAAGUCAGAACAUGAGGGUUUAACAAAUUUUGGUGUCGAUUUAAUGCCUCUUUUUGUCAUGGAUGUUGUUAUCCCAUGUCAGAAAUUUCCGCUUCACAUAUUUGAACCCCGCUACAGACUUAUGGUCAGGAGGGUAAUGGAAGGCAAUCAUCGUAUGGGAAUGGUUAUAGUGGAUUCUACAACUGGUUCUAUUGCUGAUUUUGCAUGUGAAGUGGAAAUUACGGAGUGUGAGCCACUUGCGGAUGGACGUUUUUAUCUAGAGAUUGAAAGUCGUAGAAGAUUUCGCAUUCUUCGAUCUUGGGAUCAAGAUGGAUAUCGAGUGGCAGAGAUCGAAUGGGUCAAUGAUAUAACUCCCCCGGAAGGGACAAUAGAGCGGACAGAACUGCAGGAAAUGACAAUUAACGCAGCAGAGUAUGCUCAGUCAUGGAUAAGGAGGGCAAAAGAAGCAUCUAGACGAGAUCCAAUAAAACGGGAUCGACUUCUUAACGUGGAAGCAAUGAUGCCCUCAUCACGAGAUCCUGAACGGUUUAGCUUCUGGCUUGCUACCCUUUCAAAUCGGAGGCCCCUGGAAAGAUUGGAACUUCUACGAAUGACAGAUACAAGAGAGAACAUUAAACUUCUUCUGGCGGUGGCCAUGGGAGGAGAACUUUCCGGGGCUCCAACCCCUCGAAUCCCCUUCUCCUCCCUUCUCCUUUUCUUCCUUCUCUCUGCCACUCUCUCUGCCGCCAAAAACCCCUUAUUCCCUGCCUUCACCCCUCGCGACGUUUAUCUCAUCGACUGCGGUUCCCCUUCCCAAACCCGUCUCGACGACGCCCGCAUUUACAAAUCCGAUCGCGAAUCCACUUCUCUUCUUUCCACCGAAGAAGACAUUCAAGCCUCUGUCGAUUCCAUUCCCUCAAACGCCCUCGUUUCCCCUCUCUCUUCUUGGUCAUUACCUCUUUUUCUCACCGCUAGAAUUUUCCCUACCGAUUCCACCUACACUUUCUUCAUUUCUCAACCUGGACGCCAUUGGAUCCGCCUCUACUUUUAUCCUCUCCCUAAUCCUAAUUUCAAUCUCACCGAUUCCGUUUUCACCGUCACCACAGACUCCGUCGUUCUCCUCCAUGAUUUCUCAAUCAAACCUAAUCCCAAAAUCGUUUUCAAAGAAUACCUAAUCAACAUCACCACCGCUCGAUUUUCCCUCCAAUUCAAACCUAAGAAGAAUUCCUUCGCCUUCAUCAAUGCUAUCGAAAUCGUCUCCGCUCCAGAUGCUCUGUUUUCCGAUUCCGCUAACUCUGUUUCUCCGGUGGGAUUUUUCAACGGAUUGUCCAACAUUGCUUUGCAAAUUUGCUACCGUGUUAAUGUGGGUGGCCCUGAAAUUGUUCCUAAAAAGGACACGUUGUCAAGAACAUGGGAAACCGAUGAUGGUUACAACAAAUUUCCACAGGGUUCGAAGAAUGUUUCUGUGGAUUUGGACUCGAUUAAAUACCCUGGAAUUGAAUUGACUCCAUUGAUUGCUCCUAAUUGGGUUUAUGCAACUGCUGAGGACAUGCAAGAUCCUAAAACGAUGCAAGUGAAUUUCAAUAUGAGUUGGAGUUUCAAUGUGGAACAGAGUUACUCGUAUUUGAUUAGACUCCAUUUUUGUGAUAUUGUGAGCAAAGUUCUGAAUAACUUGUACUUCAAUGUGUACAUUAAUGGGAUGAUGGGUAUUGCUGAUCUUGAUCUCUCUCAACUCACCGGUGAUCUUUCUACUCCCUACUACAGAGACCUCGUUCUUAAUGCCUCCGACAUUAAGAACAACACCAUCAUGAUUCAGGUUGGUCCAUCAAAUGUGGAGUCAGGGCUACAAGAUGCAAUCCUAAAUGGAGUGGAAAUCAUGAAGAUGAGUAACGCUGCACAAAGCUUGGACGGCUUAUUUUCAGUGGAUGGAACCUACAUGGGAGGCUCAACACUUAGCACAAUGAAGAUAAUUGCAGUUGUGGGACUUGUAAUCGGAGCCAUUGCCAUUGUUUUCCUUGGUGUUAUGUUCUUGAGAUGGCAAAACAGACCAAAUGGAUGGGAAAAGAAACACAGUUUCUCUUCAUGGCUUCUUCCUUUGAAUAAUAAUAAUUCAACUAACACUGCCAGUUUCUUCUCUUCUAAAAGCAGUUCUAGAAGAUCAUCAACCGUUUUUAGCUCUCGCCGAAGCAGAACUGGCUUCUCCGGUAUCUACUCCAAUGUUGGUCUCGGCCGUUUCUUCUCCCUCAACGAGCUACAGGUUGCUACACAAAAUUUCGACGAGAAAGCAGUGAUCGGCGUCGGUGGAUUCGGCAAAGUCUACGUCGGAGCAUUAGAAGAUGGAACAAAAGUCGCGAUUAAACGUGGAAACCCUAGUUCCGAUCAAGGCAUUAACGAGUUCAGAACCGAGAUCGAAAUGCUCUCUAAACUCCGCCAUCGCCAUCUGGUUUCUCUAAUCGGUUUCUGCGACGAACAAUCCGAGAUGAUUCUGGUUUACGAAUACAUGGCCAAUGGCCCAUUUCGCGACCAUUUGUAUGGCUCUAAUCUCCCUCCUCUGUCCUGGAAACAGAGGCUCGAAAUCUGCAUCGGCGCUGCUCGUGGCCUUCAUUAUCUCCACACUGGUGCGGCUCAGGGCAUAAUCCACCGUGAUGUUAAGACCACUAACAUUCUGCUUGAUGAAAAUUUUGUUGCUAAAGUUGCCGAUUUUGGGCUUUCCAAAGCUGCACCAUCCUUGGAACAGACCCAUGUUAGCACUGCAGUUAAAGGAAGUUUUGGUUAUCUCGAUCCUGAGUACUUUAGACGACAGCAACUAACUGAGAAAUCUGAUGUUUACUCAUUUGGGGUUGUUCUUUUUGAGGUUCUAUGUGCAAGACAAGUCAUCAAUCCCACGUUGCCUCGUGAGCAGGUAAACUUGGCCGAGUGGGCAAUGCAGAAUUACAGAAAAGGAAAACUAGACAAGAUAAUUGAUCCUCAAAUUAGCAGCUCAAUCGUAGAAGGGUCACUGAAGAAAUUUGUGGAAGCAGCCGAGAAAUGCUUGGGUGAAUAUGGGGUUGAUAGGCCAAGCAUGGGAGAUGUUCUAUGGAACUUGGAAUACGCUUUGCAACUACAAGAGGCAGUAUCAGAGCUCGAGGACCCUGAUGAAGACAAAUGUGAAGGCCUUGUGGCUUUGGACAAACCAAAUGACAAUAAACCAAAAGAAGAAACAACAAGUGCUUCUGUAAGUGAUGAUACUUCUGAAGUUUCAGUUAGUGCUCCUUUGUUUUCUGAAGUUCAAAAUUUUCAAGGAAGAUGAUGAAUUGAAUUUUUACCUGGGAUUUGUUAAGUUUUUAACAAACACUCUCUUGGCCGAUACAUUCUUUGAAAAGUUCGUCAAAAUUAGAGCCAUGACCCCUAAAAAGUCAGUUGACUGCCAAAUCAAGAAUUUGAAGUUUAUACAGAUUGUUGUGUAGAUUUUUAUCAUUGUUCUUUUUUUCUUCAAUCAAGUUUGAAUUCUGGUCCUCUGUGUAUAUGAAUCUUCGGUUGUUUCAGUUUCACAAAGAUUCUUAGAAAGUAAUAUCAGUAUCAUUUUUCA
Molecule: messenger RNA, 4595 nt
Organism: Cucumis melo (muskmelon)
Lineage: Eukaryota; Viridiplantae; Streptophyta; Magnoliopsida; Cucurbitales; Cucurbitaceae
Product: probable receptor-like protein kinase At5g61350
Exons: 21
Coding region: 252-4316 (1354 amino acids)
Biological process (GO): protein phosphorylation
Molecular function (GO): protein binding; protein kinase activity; ATP binding
Source: RefSeq, a predicted model, not a curated record